CUCGGUGUGCAAGGUGAAGGAUGUGUCGCGCGCGGUCGUGGCGUGUCAUGACUCGUAUCGGUGGAUCUAAUUACGAACUGAUUUGACAGGUAUUUGCAGGUUUUGCAAAGUUGCCAAAUCUCAGAAGCCUUUUUUUAAACACAUGCCAAUACGUAGGCGUAGACGUAGAGGCGAAGGUGUCAACACUUGCUGCAAGCCUUGAAUUUGACGUUCGGGAUGGAAAGGGCAGAUUCUUGGGGCGAGGAGGCACCGCUUCCCCACCAGCCCAUCCCAGCGCCACCAAUGUUCAGCGGAGAUUCCCCAGGAUUACCGGAUACCACUUCCGAGGAAUCUCUCUAUGGUGGAAUGCUGGAGUACCUCCGGAGGGGCGACCAGGAAGAUGAGGGAACCGUUGGGGGCGUGCCCAGGAGCCAGAGUUAUACGGAGGGUAUUGUCCAGCAGCCGCAGGAACCGCAGAUGAUGCACGCCCAUAGCCAUAACGCCCUUCUGGAAGAAUCGCCGACGCCGGAGAAGAAGGAAGGGGAGUCGAAGCACUCUUGUUUACAUACCCUCCACACCGUAGUGGCCUGUCAGCAGGAGCAGAUAGCCGUUUUGCAGGCUACCCUAAGGGACCUAGCUGUGACUUACACCCACAGGGAGAAGGCGUUACUCAGGAAACUUCACCAGCUUCAGCAUGACACCGAUCAGCAACCGGCCGGCUCUUCUCAGCAGGAACAGAAGACCACCAGUGGGGACGACUCUGCUGAAAAGGUAAGUAAAAGUAAUACAGUUCAAUCUCAAAACUUUUCAUUCCAAAUGAACGUAGGAAUAUAUAUGGGUCUUCGCCUCAGGCACGUUUAUUUAAUCUUUUUUGACGAUUUGUGAUUUUUAUUCUCAGUUUGAAACAGAGCCAACGUUGGAACUAUUUUUCGUAUAAUGGUUAUAAUUGUUGGGGAUAUUUGGGUAAGUGCAGUCUUUCCUCAUCGUCAUUUGAAAAAAAAAAAUAUUAAAUUGUUUCAAGUUGAAAUAAUUUUUCUAUGCUUGAAAGGUUUUUUAAGCUUCCGGCGUGAAAAGGGUUGAAGAUUUUCUUAACUAUUUAGGCUCUUCAGAUUCAGACUUGUCAUUUCUCAUGUAAU
Macrobrachium nipponense is the source of this 1115-nucleotide messenger RNA. RefSeq lists its product as uncharacterized. The transcript is spliced from 3 exons. NCBI's taxonomy places the organism in Eukaryota, Metazoa, Arthropoda, Malacostraca, Decapoda, Palaemonidae. Bases 217 to 864 code for a protein of 215 amino acids. The record is from RefSeq and is a predicted model, not a curated record.